AUGGCCUGGUGGACAACAACAGCCCCGAGCACGUCGGGCUCAGACCCAAAGACAGCAUCCUCUCCCUCAUCCACACCAAUACCCACACCCACACCCAGCAGCUCCCCACAAGCACAACCACAAGCACAACCAGACCAAAAACCGCCCAACCUCUACCUCGAGAACAACCCAGCGCGCACCGGCUUCGACCCCAAGACGCAGUGGUGGGUGAACUACUUCAAGAUCCUGACAGGGCAGGUGACGAACGAGGGCAUCUUCCACUACCGCGAGCACCGCUACCGCGCCAACGAGGCCCGCGACGUGGCCCGGUGCGAGCAGUACCGCGACUGGCUGUUCGCCUACUCGCCCACGGUGCGCUUCCUCAACGACAAGAUCGCCGAGCUCAACCACGGGCAGGGGAUGACCCCGGCCAACGUCCUGUGCCGCCGCUGCCCGGCCCGCCUGACCGCGGGCCUGCAGGUCGAGCGCCAGAGCGGCGGGUUCGAGCCCGCGCACGGCAUCCUCGUCUGCGCCAACGAGGUGCGCAACCGCGGACACCUCGAGGACACGCUCGCGCACGAGAUGGUCCACGCCUAUGACCAGUUGAGGUUUGAGGUCGACUUCCGCGGGGAGAGGGACCUGCGGCAGGCGGCUUGUACGGAGAUACGAGCCUCGAUGCUGAGCGGCGAGUGCAGGUGGACGCGGGAAGUCCUGACGCGAGGCAACUACACCCUCACAGAGCAGUUCCAGAACUGCGUGCGGCGACGGGCGGUGCAGUCGAUGAUAGCGCGGCCGUGGGUCAAGGACGACGUGCAGGCCGUCAAGGUCGUCAACGAGGUCUGGGACUCGUGCUUCUCCGACACGCGGCCCUUUGACGAGGUGUAUAGAUGA
Molecule: messenger RNA, 870 nt
Organism: Diaporthe citri
Lineage: Eukaryota; Fungi; Ascomycota; Sordariomycetes; Diaporthales; Diaporthaceae
Exons: 2
Coding region: 1-870 (289 amino acids)
Biological process (GO): mitochondrial proton-transporting ATP synthase complex assembly; mitochondrial protein processing
Cellular component (GO): extrinsic component of mitochondrial inner membrane
Molecular function (GO): metalloendopeptidase activity
Source: RefSeq, a predicted model, not a curated record